AUGGCAGGAACCCACGAGCUCGAGGUAAACAAACCGUCGAAGCCUCGCUGUGGUUUUCUGCAGGCUUCUCGUCACGACGCACGUAGCAGCAGUACCAGCAGCAGCAACAACAACAACGACGAAGACAAAGACGACGAUAACGACGAUAACGACGAUAAUGAUGAUGACGACGAUAAUGAUGAAGACGAUGAAGCUUCUCUUUCUCGUUUUUCUUGUUUUCUCUUUCGUCUCUGGGGUUGA
Molecule: messenger RNA, 240 nt
Organism: Bipolaris zeicola 26-R-13
Lineage: Eukaryota; Fungi; Ascomycota; Dothideomycetes; Pleosporales; Pleosporaceae
Exons: 1
Coding region: 1-240 (79 amino acids)
Source: RefSeq, a predicted model, not a curated record